This is a messenger RNA of Monopterus albus (swamp eel), 6744 nucleotides long. RefSeq names its product nuclear mitotic apparatus protein 1 (gene numa1). Gene Ontology annotation, biological process: establishment of mitotic spindle orientation. Bases 229 to 6576 code for a protein of 2115 amino acids. Gene Ontology annotation, cellular component: spindle pole; centrosome; spindle microtubule. Gene Ontology annotation, molecular function: microtubule binding. Lineage: Eukaryota; Metazoa; Chordata; Actinopteri; Synbranchiformes; Synbranchidae. The transcript has 25 exons. The record is from RefSeq and is a predicted model, not a curated record.
GUGGUUUUAAGCUGCGUCGAAAUGUGAAAAAUGAUUGGUUGGUUCAAGUUUCAGCAAAGGUUUUUGAAUUUGACCUAGUGUCUCAUGAGUUUGUUUGUUUCAUAGCGCAAAGUCAGGUGGAUGGCUAUGCAGAACGUAUCUUCUGAGAGUCGGAGUAUAGAAAAGUGGCGAAAGUUUUUGGCUUUUAAGCUUCCAGGUUGAAAUCUUUGCUGUAAAGGGUCAACCAAGAUGAAUAACGCUAUUAACUUGGGCGUUAAAGCGCUUCUUGUAUGGGUCAACAGCUUAAAAAUAUUGGACCAUGAAGUGACUAUCAGCGAUUUACAAGAUGGAACCGUCUUGUUAAAAGUUGUGUACAUGCUGAAAAAGGAAAACAACCCCUGUUUCAGCACUUGCACUGAAGAGCGAUUCAGGCUCAUUGCGAAGUUCCUGGAAAGAGACUGCAGAUUUAGGCCAGACAGAGGCACAAAAUUAUCUUGGGAGAACAUAAGGGAAGGCAUCAACUUGGCGGUAGAAAUUGCAAAGGUGCUGUUGUUGCUUGUUUACCAUGAUAUCAUGAAUGACCGCUCCACUUUAAACACGUUGGAGUGUGCUGUGGAGCAAGAGAUAGCAAACCUAACGGGCAACUUUGUGUUGGAGAGUGAGGGUUUUGUUUCUUUGAGCAACGGACUUGAGGCCUAUUUGAGAAGGAAACAUUUGCCCAUCUCCUGUGAAAUAUUUGAACAAUCAGCAACCACCUCUUCCUCCAGUGCGUCAACAACCUCCUCACUGUCAGAAGAUGAAUCCCCCUUCUUCUGCCGCACAUCAAAAGUCACAUUUGUGGGCAUGCAGGCUGUGGCUUCGUCAUCAGUCAGUAAAUCUCCUCUGCAGGAAAUUAUGAACACUCCAAAAUUUCAGAUGAGGAAGAUGCAGCGACAGAUGAUGAAGGAGAGAGACUACAGAGAUGGUUUGGAGAGGGAGCUGGCCAGCAAGCUUGCGGCCCUUGCACAGAGAGAGUCUUGCAUCACACAAUUGCAAUACCACCUGGAUAAACUGAAAGAAGAGCACAGUGAUCAGGAGCAGCUGACCAAACAACAAAUUGAUCAGCUUGAGACAAAGAAUAGCAUGUUACAGAUGCGCUUUAAUGAGGUCUUAAAGCAAAAUAAAGACUUCAAGAGCACAUCUUCGCUUAUGGAGCGCAAAGUGGAUGAACUGACAGAUGAGAAUGGUGUUCUGUCUUCCCAGUUAAGAGCAGUGCGUUCACAGCUUGCCACUUUUGAGGCAGAAGUUGUCCAGCUCACAGAAAACCAAGUAUCGGCUGAGGAGGAGUGGAGGAGCAAAACAGCCAACCUACAGUAUGAACUUAGCCAAGCCACUGCUCUAAAGGAGCUCCUGACUGAACAAAUACAGAUUCUCCAGGGAAAGAUUUCAUGUUUGGAGGAUGAAAUAAAAAAGUCCACAACAGAAGAAGUUGGGGAAAAUAUGGGUCUUGUAAUGGAGAUCCAGGAUCUUAAGUUUCAGCUUGAGCAAGUUGAGCAGCAAAAACAUGAGCAGGUGACCAGACUACAACAGCAUAUCACUGCUUGUGAGAAAGAAAUUGAGACGCUAAAAGAAGUUAAAAAAGAGAAGGAAGACCUUCUCCAGCAGACUGAAGAAAAGGUCAAAGAUCUUGAGACCAAGUUAUUGGCUGCUUGUUCUGCUGUAGCUGAUAAGGACCAACAUAUUAAUAGGCUCAGGGAAGAAGUUGACAUCCUUACAGAUGAAACUAAAAAACACAAAGAUGAGAUUCAAGCCAAAGAGGAAAUGCUUGCCACAUUACUUCUUCAGAAGUCUAAUGAGCAAGAAAUUCUUAAUAAUAAAAUUCAGAUCUUAACAGUCCAAGUAGAAGACCUUAACUUGUCUCUCAAGCAGGCUGAGCAGGAAAUUCAACUUAAACAAGACCUGUUGGCUAAAAUCCAGCAAGAGAAUAUCCUGCGAAGGGAGCAACUCCAACAACAGAUUGUAACCUAUGAAGAACAGGUUAAGACCCUUAGUGCAGAGAUGCAGAUCAAGAAUGAGCAUCUUAUUAAUCUAAAGAAUGACAGCUCUCGACACACUGAAUCACUGCAGCAAGAGAUUAAAGAUCUAAAAGAUCAUAUAGAAAGCCUGAAUAACUGUUUCAAAAAGGCUGAGGAAACAGUUCAGGCUCAGCAGGUUAUGCUUACAAAGCAGGAGCAAGAGGGUGCUCAUCAGGCAGAACUCCUGCAACAACUGUCUGCCUCAGAAGAGAUGAUAAGGAUUUUGAAGGAGGAGAUCCAGACUAAAGAGCAGCAGAUAAACAUGCUAAAAAAUCAAAGUUCAGAGCAGGCAGAACUACUGCUGCAAGAGAUACAUGAAUUAAAGAAACAGAUAAAGUGUCUUGGUACAUCCCUACAGUCUGCUGAGGAGAAUUUGCAAUCCAAGGAAAAUCUGUUUGCCCAACAGCAACUACAGAGCAGUCAGCACAUGGAGGUGCUCCAGGCACAAAUGGAAACAUUGCAGGAUGAGGUGAAGAGGCAAGAAGCAGAGGUUCAUGCCAAGGAGGAACAGUUGGUUCAACUAAAGACUGAGACCUCUACACACUCUGAAACACUGGAGACGGAAAUUGAAGAUCUGAAUAAACAAAUAAAAAGCAUGUGCAAUUCCCUUGAGAUUUCCCAGCAGCAGGUUCAAGCCAAAGAAGAUCUGAUGGCCAAGCAGGAGCAGGAGAGCACUUUGCAGAUUGAGGAACUUAAAAAGCACAGUUCAGCCCUUGAAGGGGAAGUUAGUCAGCUGAAAGAGGUGAUCCAGUCCAAGGAGGAGAAGAUGAAUUUGCUGAAAAGUCAAAGUUCAGAACAGGCGGAACUAUUGCUGCAUGACAUCCAUGAAUUAAAGAAACAGGUUGAGUGUCUUGGUACAUCCCUACAGUCUGCUGAGGAGAAUUUGCAAUCCAAGGAAAAUUUGCUUGCCAAACAGCAACUACAGAGCAGUCAGCACAUGGUGGUGCUCCAGGCACAAAUGGAGGCAUUGCAGAAUGAGGUGAAGAGGCAAAAAGCAGAGGUUCAUGCCAAGGAGGAACAGUUGGUUCAACUGAAGACUGAGACCUCUACGCACUGUGAAGCACUGCAGCAAGAAAUUGAAGGUCUGAAUGAAAAAAUUAAAAGCAUGAGCAAUUCACUUGUGAUUUCCCAGGAGCAGGUUCAAGUUAAAGGAGAUCGGAUGGCCAAGCUGGAGCAGGAGAGCGCUUUGCAGAUUGAGGCAUUGAAAAAGCACUGCACAGCCCUUGAGAGGGAGGUUAAUCAGCUAAAGGAGGAGAUCCAGUCCAAGGAGGAGCAGAUGAACUUGCUAAAAAAUCAAAGUUCAGAGCAGGCAGAACUGCUAAUUGAAGAGAUCCAAAAGUUAAAGAAACUGUAUGAGUGUCUUGGUACAUCCCUACAGUCUGCUGAGGAGAAUUUGCAAUCCAAGGAAAAUCUGUUUGCCCAACAGCAACUACAGAGCAGUCAGCACAUGGAGGUGCUCCAGGCACAAAUGGAAACAUUGCAGGAUGAGGUGAAGAGGCAAAAAACAGAGAUUCAUGCCAAGGAGGAACAGUUGGUUCAACUAAAGAAUGAGACUUCUACACACUCUGAAGCACUAGAGAAGGAAAUUGAAGGUCUAAAUCAACAAAUAAAAAGCAUGUGCAAUUCCCUUGAGAUUUCCCAGCAGCAGGUUCAAGCCAAAGAAGAUCUGAUGGCCAAGCAGGAGCAGGAGAGCGCUUUGCAGAUUGAGGAACUUAAAAAGCACAGUUCAGCCCUUGAAGGGGAGGUUGAUCAGCUGAAAGAGGAGAUCCAAGCUAAAGAGAGAAAGAUUGAAAUAUUAAAGGUUGAGAGCUGGAAGGAGUCAGAAGUGCUGCACCAUGAAAUCCAAACUCUCAGAGGUCAGGUGCAAAGUUUGAGUGAGUCACUGAAGACUGCAACAGAGCAGAUUCAGGCUAAAGAAAAUCUGCUGGCUCAGAAGGAAUUGGAAAUUUCUAAGGAAAAGGAUUCAUUUCAAAGCAUGACAACAACCUCUGAAGCAGAGAUAAGAGGGCUUAAGGAACAACUCCAGGCUAAAGAGGAACAACUAGUCACACAAAAAACAGAGGAAGCCAAACAUUCUGACAUGCUUCAGCAAGAGAUCAAAUGUCUAAAACAACAACUAGAUAAUAUGGUUGAGUGCCACACAAAAGCUGAGGAACAGGUUCAGGCUCAACAGAAUAUGUUUAACAAGCAAGAACAGGAGACUGUUCAUCAGAAGGAGCUUCUGCAUCAACAAUUGUCAGCUUCUGUGGAAGAGGUGAGGAAACUUCAAGAGGAGAUCCAAGUUAGAGAGGAAGAGAUGAUACUGCUAAAGACUGACAAUACAAAGCAUUCAGAUUUGCUAAAUCAAGAGAUCCAGUGUUUAAAGCAACAGGUGGAGUCUCUAGUCUCCUCAUUGAAAAAGGCUGAGGAGGAAAUGCAAUCCAAGGAAGUUUUGUUGGCUCAACAACAGCAAGAAAAUACUCACCAGAUGGAGGCACUCCAGAGUCUACAGGAGGAAGUCAAACAAGUUGAGAUUCUCCAGAAACAGAUUUACUCUCACGAAGAGAUGUUUCAAAAACUAAAAGAAUCUCAGCUUGAGAAAGAGAGCCUCCUUCUAAAGGCUGAGCAGCAGUUACAAUCAGUAAAUGCAGAGCUGACCCAAUACAAAGAUGCUGCAGUCCUCAAACUGCAAGGAGUAGUACAAGAGUUGCAUGUUGCCAGUUUAAGAGAAAAGGAGGUGCUUGUUCAGGAAAAAGAUGUACUCAUGGCAAGGAUACUCCAGGCAGAAGAAGACCAUAAAGCUCUUGAGAAGCAGGUUGAAACUGUGGUCUUGGAGAAGGAGAGACUUACUGAAGCCAAACAGGCCUUAGAGAGAGAAAAAACAGCCUUCUGUGAAUUGGAAUCUGCACUACAACAGAAACUCUUGAAAGAGAGAGAAAAAGUUGAAAAAAAUGAGAUGCUAAAGAGAGACCUGCAGGAACAGCUCUCAGCAAAAUCAGAGGCUGUAGAACACUACAAGGCACAGAUGGAGAAGGCAGUAAGUCAUUACAAUGACAAGAAGCUGCUCCUCCAGAAAAGCCAAGAAGAAGCAGCUAAACUGAAGCAUUCCUUAGAAGUUCAGGAGUGUAAAUUAAAGACUGUUAAUUCAGAAAAGGAGCAACUUCAGUUGGAUUUGGACAAUGCCCAAACCAGUGAGAAGAAUCUUUUGAAAGUGGUGGCCAGUUUGGAAGCACAGUUGGCCUUUGCUGACCACAACCUGCGGGCACAGAAUAAGAUUGAUAAUCAUGGAAGAAGAGCAGAGUCACUUUACUUGACGGUUCCCUGUGCGCAAUCAGAUACUGAUACUGGAGCUCUGGUGAAGAGGAGCAUGAGUUCUGACAGCCUGGAGCACAGCUCUCUGGAAGACUCUCUGAAUGCCGCAAGGAAAUUUUCAGCUUCUGAUAAAUCAAGCACACCAUGUGUUCGCAGUUCAGAGCGUCUGGCAGCCAAACGCAAAGGUCUACGGACUGAAUCACUGGAAACCUUGUACUUUACGCCUAUAAAGACUAAAAAGAUCGGCAGGAAUGGAACAGAACACAACAUGGAAAUGGAUUCAGGCUGGGAUAAUCCUGCAUCAUCUGUAAAACGACGCAGGACCACACAGGUUAUAAACAUCACAAUGACCAAGAGAACCCCUGGAUUUAGUGAAAGUGAUGAAACUUUCUAUAGUCUGAAUUCAGCUCGCUCCCACCAAAGCAUUUCAAGGGCCUGCCCUUCAAGACGCACAUCUCCGGAGAGGCUUGACACAACUGCCAUAGCAACUGGUGUUGCCAGCAACCAGCUCACCGGCUUACCGGGGUACAGACGGAGCACAGUCCAUUCACAGACCACUAGUACAUUCUGUGUUGGGACAGAGAAUGAACCAGAGGUAACGCCUGAAGACUGGAUGAGGAUUGCUGAGCUCCAGGCCAGAAACCAGGCCUGUCUUCCGCAUCUUAAGAGCAGCUACCCUGUUGAGUCUGAGACUGGCUGUAGUAGUAGAUUGGUUUUCACAGAUGAAGACCUCCGUACAGGCAAUCCAUCGGAAACAAUCCGUAGGGCAUCUAUGAUGCCCAGACAGAUUGAAGACUCUCUUGUCUCCCAUCGUCACUCCCUCAUGCUCGGACAAACUGGUUUCGCAGGCACUCUGUCCAACAAUCUUUCCUCCAUGCCCACUCAGCAAAGAAGCAUGAAAGGCACAAAGCAGUCAUCAUCUGUAUUGUCUGCACAUCACAGUUCACCAGAGAAAAAGGUGAAGGUCAACAGCUUCUCCCGUCCUCUGACUCCCAAAAACAAGAACCUGAACAGUGGACCUUUACCGGCUGAGCGGAGGCAGUCUAUGGUGUUCACAAUUGACAACACACCUAAAAACAGCCGAUUAAAAAAGGGGCUGAAUAAAUUGCGCAGCUCCAGCAGGAAAUCCCCGGGAAAAAGUUUAAAGGGGUGCCAGGAAAAUGUGCCUUCUGGAAAUUCUCGAGCUGCACUGAGUCAAGCUGUUAGAGCUGCUAAGUCUCCUGGAUUGACAGCCAGUGCUCGCAAGGUGUAAAUGUGGAAAACCUUUCAACAAGCAUUUUAAGAUAUUGAGAAAGAUUACCUGAUGUGUCUCCAUUAUUAAACUGGAUUCAUUUUUACAACUGUACUUUUACUCUUUCUUUAACAUUUUUUUUUAUUAUUUCACUUUAUUAUGCCUAUUUUCUUUAAUAAAUAUUUUACA